UCAAAUCUCAAUGCAUGCUUAGGCUCGAUGUUAAUUAAAGUCUUCUCCUCGAUUCCCCUAAACAAGUCAAGUCUUCUUCUCCACACACACCCGACAAAUCAAAUCAGGUUCUUUCAUGUUCUUUCUUGUAUCUUGGUUCGCUACCCAGGAUGAAAAUGAAAGCAAGCCUGGUUCUAACGACGUUGCUCGCGGCGGCGGUCGGGUUCUUCAUCGGCGUUUCCUUUCCUGUGGACAUCACACCAAAGCUUCAGUGUGGCAUCCUCCCUUGGAGCAGCAGCUUCAGUCGCAACACCAUGUUGGGCAGAUUAUGGGGAGCGCCGUUCAGGAACAGCAGCUCCGGCACCCCAAAUGCAACGGGUUCAGAGCCGCUUGUAGAGGUUGCAACAGCAAGAAACCCUGUAGAAGGGGCGGAGAGGCGGCUGCCUCCAGGGAUUGUGGUCUCGGAAUCCGAUCUUCACCUGCGCAGGCUCUGGGGAUCCCCAAAACAGGACAGCCCAGCCCGCAAGUACCUCCUCGCCCUCGCGGUCGGGUAUGGUGAGAGAGCCAAUGUCAACGCAACUGUCCACAAGUUCUCCGACAACUUCGACAUCGUGCUGUUCCACUAUGAUGGACGCACUACAGAGUGGGACCAAGAGUUUGAGUGGUCUAAGAAGGUCACUCAUGUCAGCGCCAGGAAGCAGACCAAAUGGUGGUUCGCUAAGAGGUUCCUGCAUCCGAGCAUCGUCGCGCCCUAUGACUACGUGUUCGUUUGGGACGAGGACCUCGGCGUCGACAACUUUGCCGCGGAACCGUAUCUGGACAUCGUGAGGAGGCACGGGCUGGAGAUCUCGCAGCCGGGGCUGGACGUGACCAAGGGGCCCGCACCGACUUACUACAUCACCGCCAGGAAAAACGGCAGCGAGAUGCACAAGACAGAUGCAGGUGGGGAGCAUUGCUCAGACGUGGGCAAGCGCCCGUGCAGCGGGUUCGUGGAGGUGAUGGCGCCGGUCUUCUCCAGGGAUGCUUGGAGAUGCGUGUGGCAUAUGAUCCAGAAUGACUUUGUCCAUGCAUGGGGUCUUGACUCCAAUUUCUGGAGAUGCGUCGAUGACCCCGAAGAGCAGAUCGGUGUCGUAGACGCGCAGUACUUGGUUCAUCAUGCCGUUCCCACGCUCGAAGGCCAGGGUGAGAAAGAAAAAGGAGGCCGUUUGCAGGUAAAAGCGCGUCAAUAUGAGGAGAUGUUUGCCUUUCGCUCUAGGGUUUCCCGUGCGGACAAGGAAGUUGCCAACAGAACAUCAAUACAGAACUAGUUUGCGGGAUUAGUUGCAUACAAUAUAUAUGGAAGUCAAAUAGUUAAAAGUUUUGACUUCUUUGAAUAGAGAAGGAUGAGAUGCGGUAGGUGAUAAUACAUUGAGUUAAUUCCAUUUUUUACCCCUCGUUUCGUCCUUUUUGACAGGGAUUACCCCAUUUAAGCGAAAUUCAUCCAUCUUACCCCAUUUAACCAAAAUAUAUGCCAGAUUUUACCCCUCUUUAGAUUUUUGCUCAUUCUGUCAAUUGAUUCCCACAUGAUUUACAGGCAUUUUUCUUUGUCUGUAGCCAGUUUUAUUCACUUCCUCGACCGCACAUCCGGUUCGGCUCCAAGCGCUGGAGAAAAAUACACUCGGACCUAUCUUAAUCUGCUCCUCGUUUAGGAAUUAGGACCCAUCAAAUUGAUCAAUUCCAUCGACUCCUUGCCCAUGCUAGUUUAGCCAUUUUGCGCGCGUGACCUGCUCGUGAUCGAGUUUGAGCUGAGCCGCGUGCGCGCGUGUGUGUGACAUACUCGGCGUCCUUCUCCUAUUCUAGCGCUGCCGCCUCGCCACACUCGCAGCUUAUGGUAGCUGCUGCUUGGUCUGCCAGUUGCUGUAGGUGCAAGCUAGCUGUUGCUUGGUCUGUUGUCUGCGUGCUGCUGCUGGUUGGUCUGCUUCGUGUGCCAUGUUUUUGUUUUGUGCUUCGCAUUAGCCCCUACUGCAUACUGUGCGUAGCGCUAGGUGCCACUACUUGCAAAGGCACUUGCAAAUUGAUGUACGCUAUCAAAUGUUUGAAUUGAGAUGCAAUACAAGCAGACAUUUGUUUUGGUUGACAUAACAUCUGCAAAGAACGCCCAAUUCGUAGAGGAGGCUCGGGAGAGAUGCAAAGCGGUUGAUGUUCUAGUGGCAGCGGAUGCGGUAUAACAGGACAAGGAGGAGUAGCGAUGGAGGAGGGAGACAGGGAGCGAGAUGGAGGAAUGACAUGGAAGGGGCCUGCGUGAUGUAGAACCGAAGAAAGAACCGGGUGUGCAAUCGAGCGGGGAAGAAACGGGCUGCAAAAAAUAAAAGAUUGACAGAAUGUGCAAAAAAAAGGGUAAACUCUGGCACAAAUUUAGUUAAAUGGGGUAAGAUGGAUGACUUUUGCUUAUAUGGGGUAAUCCUUGUGAAAAAGCACAAAAGAGGGGGUAAAAAUGGAAUUAACUCUAAUACAUUCGUUCUUUAUGUUUGGAAUCAUCAAAUUUUUUGUUGCUUAUUAACACUAGUUCACGUGAUAAAUAUAUUCCUUUCAUCUUUCAACAUCCGGUAGGAGUUUUACCUUUGUUCACCA
Triticum aestivum (bread wheat) is the source of this 2589-nucleotide messenger RNA. RefSeq lists its product as uncharacterized. Lineage: Eukaryota; Viridiplantae; Streptophyta; Magnoliopsida; Poales; Poaceae. Bases 150 to 1286 code for a protein of 378 amino acids. The record is from RefSeq and is a predicted model, not a curated record. The transcript is spliced from 13 exons.